This is a messenger RNA of Suillus clintonianus, 915 nucleotides long. RefSeq lists its product as uncharacterized. The transcript has 5 exons. The coding region runs from base 1 to 915 and encodes 304 amino acids. NCBI's taxonomy places the organism in Eukaryota, Fungi, Basidiomycota, Agaricomycetes, Boletales, Suillaceae. The record is from RefSeq and is a predicted model, not a curated record.
AUGGCUCAGACGAACAAAGAACCUGCUAAAAUUGAGGCUCAGCGCACUUUCCCGCCUCUUGACGAAAGUCUUUAUUACUUGCGCCCCCAAGACGCUGCAUUUUACAAGACACUCACUGGAAUUGAAGACGAUGCGGCUCUGAAGAAACAUAUAUUGGACGUUCAAGCGAAAGCAUAUAAGGUUGCCCCUUACGGUUGCAUCUGUCUUUUGGCUUUUACCAGACGAAGACUAGCGGAGCUACCUGCUUAUCAGCAAGUUGUGCGUAUCGGACGUGAAUGCAAGAACCCAAUUUUCCUUGACAUCGGCUGCUGCUUUGGCAAUGUCAUCAGGGAAGCGGUUCUCGAUGGUUUUCCUGCAUCCCAGGCGAUCGGAAGCGACCUUCAUGGAGAACUCUGGGAUCUGGGGCAUGAACUCUUCAAGUCGUCUCCGGAUACCUUUCCAGCUCACUUCGUAGGCGGUGACGCCUUCGAUCCGGAAACCCUCACCGUGGCUACGCCUGCUUCCACGCAGAUAGCAGAAGUUCCCACGCCCGACCUCAAUAACCUCACUUCGUUAAAUCCUUUGCGCGGAUGUGUUUCCGCAAUCCAUGCGACAGCCUUCUUCCACCUAUUUAAAGAAGAUCAACAGCUGUACAUGGCCUGUGCUUUCGCUGGCCUGCUCUCCCCUGAGCCAGGCUCUGUCAUUCUCGGGACACACAUAGGUGCUCAAGAGAAGGGUAGCGUGAAAACGGUAUUUAACGGUGUUGAGGUUGACAUGUUCGCCCACGGCCCAGAGAGCUGGAUUGCCAUGUGGGAUGGUGAAGUAUUCGAGAAGGGGAUGGUCAAGGUGGAGGCGGAGUUGAGGCGGGAGACAUACGGUACUGCGGUGACGGAAGGACGCCCGUUUUCAUUGGUCUGGUCUGUAACAAGGCUGUGA